Molecule: messenger RNA, 579 nt
Organism: Miscanthus lutarioriparius
Lineage: Eukaryota; Viridiplantae; Streptophyta; Magnoliopsida; Poales; Poaceae
Source: the annotation of a GenBank genome assembly
AUGGCUGCGGCGAACGCAAGGGACGUGGAGGUAGUCGAUUUCGACUCCGAUGACGACGACCUCAUGGACGACGACGCCCCCGAGGCCAACGCGGCCUCCGCCCCGCGCCUCCGCUCUACCAUCGCGGCCAGCGGAGAUUCCUCCGCUGCCGCGCGCAAGACCAAAGGCCGCGGAUUCCGCGAGGAGCCUUCCUCCUCGCGGCCCUUAGCCGGCCGCUCCGAUUUCGACUCCCUCGGCUCCGACCAUGGCCCUGGACCGCUCAGAUCUAUUGAGGGGUGGAUUAUUUUGGUAACUGGCGUUCAUGAAGAAGCACAGGAGGAUGAUCUCCAUAAUACUUUCCGGGAAUUUGGGCAGGUCAAGAACCUGCAUUUGAAUUUAGAUCGUCGUACUGGGUUUGUCAAAGGAUAUGCUUUGAUUGAAUAUGAGAGCUUUGAUGAAGCCCAGGCUGCAAUUAAAGCAAUGGAUGGAACUGAGCUUGUUACACAGAUACUAAAUGUUGACUGGGCAUUUAGUAGUGGCCCAGUUAAGCAAAGAAAUGUUCGCUGGAGAUCAAGGAGCCCUGUCAGGAGAAGAUACUGA